CCUUCAUGUUGGGUGUUCCAGCUCUGCUGCUGACCACUCUGGAGGAGCUCACUGAAGAACAACUGAAGACAUUUCAGUCUCACCUGACUAGUAGCCAGCUGCCUGACUGUCCUCCCAUCCCAGAGAGUCAGCUGGAGAACACUGACAGACAGGUCACAGUGGAUCAGAUGGUGAAGAGAUACGACCCUGAGAGAGCUGUGAAGAUCACACUUAUGACCCUGAAGUGGAUGAAUCGAGUAGACCUAGCAGAGAAGUUAGAGAGAGAUCACACUAGAGAUUCCAGGCCUGUCUGCUCCCAAGCCCUCUAUCCACCCAGUGUUGUCAUGGAGAAGCCUUACAGGUUCCUUCCCUACUCAGUACAGCACAACUUACAGAGACCCCAAAUAUUGUCUGUUCCCGCUCUGCUGCUGACCACUCUGGAGGAGCUCACUGAAGAACAGCUGAAGACAUUUCAGUCUAACCUGACUAGGGGCAAGCUUCCUGACUGUCCUCCAAUCCCAGAGAGACAGCUGGAGAACACUGACAGACAGGUCACAGUGGAUCAGAUGGUGAAGAGAUACGACCAUGAGGGAGCUGUGAGGAACACAGUGAGGAUCCUGAGGAGGAUGAAGCGGGUAGACCUAGCAGAGAAGUUAGAGAGAGAUCCCACUAGAGUAUCUAUCACAGCAACAACAUGGUAGAGAGACUCAUCAGACACUGGCAAUGAUGAAAAGAGAGGGAAGAAACAGGUCCGUCUGGCUACAAGUUCUAGAGUCUGGGACAGAGAGGCAGCAGGCAGCAAAGACACUGGAAUCACAAAGGACAAAUAUGAACUGGUCACGAAACCUACAGAGAAGAAAAGAGAAGCUCUGCUGCUGGCCACUCUGGCGGAGCUGAGCACAGACGAGCUGAAAAUAUUUCAGAAGGAACUKACUCCAAGCAAACAGCUUCCACCUUACCUGACUGGCUUUCCUCCCAUCCCAGRAACUCAGCUGGAAAACGCUGACAGACAGGUCACAGCGGAUCAGAUGGUGAAGAGAUACGGCCCUGAGGGAGCUGUGGAGAUCACACAGAGGAUCCUGAGGAGGAUGAACCAGGAAGAUCUGGCAGAGAAGUUCGAGAGAUAUCACAG
This is a messenger RNA of Salvelinus sp. IW2-2015, 1111 nucleotides long. RefSeq lists its product as uncharacterized. The record is from RefSeq and is a predicted model, not a curated record. Gene Ontology annotation, cellular component: cytoplasm; canonical inflammasome complex. Gene Ontology annotation, biological process: regulation of inflammatory response; acute inflammatory response; response to bacterium. Gene Ontology annotation, molecular function: peptide binding; vasopressin receptor activity. Lineage: Eukaryota; Metazoa; Chordata; Actinopteri; Salmoniformes; Salmonidae. The coding region runs from base 6 to 680 and encodes 224 amino acids. The transcript has 5 exons.